Messenger RNA from Lytechinus variegatus (green sea urchin), 2761 nucleotides. RefSeq names its product cleavage and polyadenylation specificity factor subunit 2-like. The transcript is spliced from 20 exons. Gene Ontology annotation, biological process: mRNA 3'-end processing by stem-loop binding and cleavage. Bases 198 to 2501 code for a protein of 767 amino acids. The record is from RefSeq and is a predicted model, not a curated record. NCBI's taxonomy places the organism in Eukaryota, Metazoa, Echinodermata, Echinoidea, Temnopleuroida, Toxopneustidae. Gene Ontology annotation, cellular component: mRNA cleavage and polyadenylation specificity factor complex. Gene Ontology annotation, molecular function: RNA binding.
CUUUUGGUUGAAAAACGUGCGAGUGUGGAGUCGAGAAUCGAGAACCUACGGUAUUUCAUUUCGCUGAAAAUAACGCCUUUAACUAGAUUCAAAUUACGUCAAAUAAAAUUAAAUUUGAGGAAUUUAAAUAUAUGGAUUGAAAAAACAACACCAUCAUCAUAGCCAAAGCAUCAUAUACAUGAACUAAAUCCGACAAGAUGACAUCUAUCAUCAAGCUAAUCCCAUUUUCUGGGGUUUUAGAUGAAUCUCCACCCUGCUACAUGCUUCAAGUAGAUGAGUUCAGGUUUCUACUUGAUUGUGGAUGGGAUGAACAUUUCACUAUGGAGAAUAUAGAAGGACUGAAAAAGCACAUUCAUCAGAUAGAUGCUGUUCUAUUGUCAUAUCCGGACAAUCUUCAUCUUGGAGCCUUGCCCUACUUGGUCGGCAAAUGCAAUCUGACCUGUCCUAUAUAUGCUACUAUUCCAGUCUACAAGAUGGGACAGAUGUUUAUGUAUGAUUUAUUUCAGUCUAAACACAACUAUGAAGAGUUUGAUUUGUUUGAUCUGGAUGAUGUUGAUGCUGCUUUUGAUAAGAUCAUUCAACUCAAGUACUCUCAAAGUAUCAGCCUAAAAGGUAAAGGUCAUGGUUUGACCAUCACACCUCUACCUGGAGGUCACAUGAUCGGAGGAACAAUCUGGAAGAUUGUGAAGGAUGGAGAGGAGGAGAUAAUCUAUGCUGUUGACUAUAAUCACAAGAAAGAGCGCCAUCUUAAUGGUGCAGUUCUGGAGAGUAUUAGUAGGCCAAGUCUCCUCAUCACAGACUGUUUCAAUGCGACGUAUGUUCAGGCAAGGCGAAGGGCCAGGGAUGAGAAACUGAUGGAUAUUAUAUUGAAUACAAUGAGGAAUGAAGGCAAUGUUCUGAUAUCAGUUGAUACCGCAGGAAGAGUUGUAGAACUCUCACUUCUUUUGGAUCAACUAUGGAGGAAUCAGGAUUCUGGAUUAGGAAACUACUCAUUGGCAAUGCUCAACAAUGUCAGUUACAAUGUUGUAGAAUUUGCAAAAUCACAGGUUGAAUGGAUGAGUGACAAGGUAAUGAGAGCAUUUGAAGACAGAAGAAAUAAUCCCUUCCAGUUCAAGCAUCUGAAGCUUUGUCACAACCUCAAGGAAUUAGCCAAAGUUCCUGAACCUAAGGUUGUGUUAGCCAGCGUUCCAGAUUUAGAGUGUGGCUAUUCAAGAGAGUUAUUCACUCAAUGGAGUAGUAAUGCUAAGAAUAGUGUCAUCCUAACCAACAGGACAUCACAUGGUACACUAGCUAGGAGGUUAAUCGAAACACCCAACCCAAAUCAACUCAAACUCAGGGUGAGCAGAAGAGUUAAGCUUGAGAAAGAAGAACUAGAAGAAUAUAGGAUUAAUGAAAAGGAGAAGGAAAGACAGAGGAAGGCAGACGAGGCUGCUCAGAGGCGAUUAGAAGGAGAUUCAAGUGAUGAGAGUGAAGAAGAGAUGGAGGUUGAUGAUAUGGGAAGAUCAAGGACCAAGCAUGAUCUUAUGAUGAAUACAGAUACUGGAAAGAAAGGAACAAGUUUCUUCAAGACACUGAAAAAGUCUUACCCCAUGUUUCCAUUCCAUGAAGAGCGGUUAAGAUGGGACGAUUAUGGCGAGAUCAUCAAGCCUGAAGACUACAUGAUCAAAGAGACCUUACAGACAGAAGAAGAGAAAGAAGUGAAGGAAGAUGAGGUUGAUGAUUUUGAUGAUGCAGCUGAAGGUGACAUACCAACAAAGUGUGUAGCAAGCCAGAUCAUUGUUGAUGUUAAAUGUUCGAUAACCUUCAUUGACUUUGAAGGUCGUUCAGAUGGAGAGUCAAUGAAGAAGCUUAUAACCCAAGUCAAGCCAAGACAACUGGUAUUAGUUCGAGGUCAGAUGAAUGCCACACAACAUCUUGCUGAGUACUGCCAUCUACAGCUUGCUGGAGUUAAGGUCUUUAUACCAAGAAUGAAUGAAAUAUGUGAUGCUACUAUGGAAAGUCAUAUUUAUCAGGUGAAACUGAAAGACAGUCUUGUGAGCUCUCUGCUCUUCUCCAAGACUCGGGAUACAGAGUUAUCUUGGAUUGAUGGUUGUCUAGAUCUACAAUCAGCUGGAGACAAGCUUGCGGGCAAGGCUAUCAAGGGAACAGAUACAUCUACCAAUGGAGAUGACAAGAAGAAAACUCCUGGACUUGGACUUGGAAAUGAAAGUGAUGAUUCAAGCGACGAUGAAGAUGAUAUCAUUCCAGUACUUGAUGCCGUCCAAACAAAUGAUGUAACACCCCACAGGCAGGUGUAUAUCAAUCCACCAAGGUUCCUAGACUUCAAGCAGGUGCUAGCUAAGAAUGGAAUCAGGGCUGAGUUUACUGGUGGUGUUCUUGUCUGUAAUAACACUGUUGCCAUCAAGAGGAAUGAAAAAGGCCAUCUGACCUUGGAAGGAGCUUUGUGUGAGGAUUACUACACCGUUAGAGAACUUUUGUAUGAGCAGUAUGCCAUUGUAUGAGGAAGGCCUUACAUGGUACAUUGAAGAACUUUCAAUCGUUACUUUUCCCAUGCUUCCAUUGGAUACAUUUUAGAAAGCCAAGCUAUGACAAGCCACAUAAUGUAUUGCACUUCUACCUCACAAGUUGGUUCCAACUGUGCAUUUCUGUCUUGCAUCUGUGUAUGGAGGAGUUGGCUUGUCAUGAGGGGAAGUCAAGCUUUGAACAAAGUACUGGACAGUGACCGGACAGUAUCAUCGCAAUAGUAUCAUUCACAACACAA